Messenger RNA from Acomys russatus (golden spiny mouse), 669 nucleotides. RefSeq names its product small integral membrane protein 41 (gene Smim41). The transcript has 2 exons. The record is from RefSeq and is a predicted model, not a curated record. Bases 264 to 536 code for a protein of 90 amino acids. NCBI's taxonomy places the organism in Eukaryota, Metazoa, Chordata, Mammalia, Rodentia, Muridae.
UUUCAAGGGAGGAGAGCCUUGGGGACAGCCCUCCUGGGCUUACCAGCACUUUUGAAUUACGGGGAUGGAGGACAGUAGGCUGGGCCUGUCAGAGCAGGACCUAUAGGCCACUGUGGAGGAGCCUGCGUGGGAGGGGCCUGAGCAGUGUCUGUGCAUGGAGUUGGUGGAGUGAAGGGUAGGGCCCUGGGAGGCCCGCCCCUUGAAUACACUGCCUGGGCCUCAGCUCUCAGGGUAGUGUGCACAUCUGGCCAGCUGGAGGGAGCAUGAACGGCUCACAGGUGGGAGCUGCUGCGGCCAAGGUCGCCUGGCUGAGCUGCUGCAACCAGUCUGGCUUGCCACUCGGGCCCCUAGAGGGGCCACACACGGUGCAGGCCGUAGUGCUGGGUGUGCUGUCACUCCUGGUGCUCUGUGGGAUCCUGUUCCUAGGUGGUGGACUCCUCCUCCGUGCUCAGGGCCUGAUAGCCCCGCUGGCUCGAGAAAGGACCGCAUCCCCCGAGGCUGAGCCUGGUGCCUGUGGAGGGAAUGGCGGCACCUAGGUGUCUGGCUGCUCCUGAAGCCCAGCCCCGCCUGUGCUGUCCAGAGCACGGUGGAAGGUCCACUCCACAAGCUCCUGUCUCCUGCCCCGGACCCUGGUUACGGAGGAGCCCGAUGCAGUCAGGCCUUCCCUUG